AUGCGAAGGAUAUGGAGAGAGGAAGAGCAGAAUAUUAUCUCUAGUUUGAGGGGUACACUGAAUGUUCCGUGCGCAGAUGAGUUACGCCCAUUGCUGUCUGAGAUUCUCGGCAGAGUUGAGGGCUAUUUUGAACAAAAGGAGCAGACACUGCCGGAAGAGAGUUUGGAAGAGCCAGUUGCAAAGGUCCAGAACACCGGGAAGAAGAUUCUACAAGGAGGAAACUCUGGACAUGCCUGCGAGUCUUUGGAGGUGGGCAGCAGUCAGAUGCUCAAUCGGGGCUCAAUCAAAGUCCCAGAGCCAGUCGGUCCACUAACACAAGAAUGGCAGUUUUCAAAUAACAUUGAAACUUCGAGCAUGUCAAAUUACACCUUCACCUGUCUCACGCCUACUCAGCAUCAAAACCAGUUCGGAUACUCUUAUUCUGAUCACCCAGCCGGUCCGCUCCGUUCGGAUCUCAGGAUGGAUUGGCAUCUAGGGGACCCCAGCAGUGACAUCUCGAUGGAGGAUUUCAUGUCGUUUGUUACCUCCUUGGAGGAAUUUCUAUCUUCAGAGGACUACCAAUCUUCAGUACAAAACCUAAACAGCUUCUAA
This is a messenger RNA of Fusarium verticillioides 7600, 591 nucleotides long. RefSeq lists its product as hypothetical. The record is from RefSeq and is a predicted model, not a curated record. Lineage: Eukaryota; Fungi; Ascomycota; Sordariomycetes; Hypocreales; Nectriaceae. The transcript has a single exon. Bases 1 to 591 code for a protein of 196 amino acids.